Leucoraja erinaceus (little skate) is the source of this 4231-nucleotide messenger RNA. It is a transcript of the gene scarf2, whose product is annotated as scavenger receptor class F, member 2. The record is from RefSeq and is a predicted model, not a curated record. NCBI's taxonomy places the organism in Eukaryota, Metazoa, Chordata, Chondrichthyes, Rajiformes, Rajidae. Gene Ontology annotation, molecular function: scavenger receptor activity. Bases 55 to 2973 code for a protein of 972 amino acids. The transcript is spliced from 11 exons.
CCCCCCUCUUUCUCUACUCCCCCACCCCUAGCCACCCCCUCCGCUUCUCCGGCCAUGCGAGGGAUACUGAGACCAACUCUCCGGACAAUGCAGAAGGGAACGGGCGGCUGCGUUUGGGCUGCCCUCCUGUCUAUAUCGGCCCUGAUCCGUGGCCAGGAACUCAGUCCUAGCGGUAGGAAUGUAUGCAGGACACAAGGAUCUUCUGCCCCUGUGUGUUGCCCUGGGUGGAAGCAACAGCAUCAAGAAUGCCCUAUAGCUCUCUGUCAGGGCAACUUCACCUGCAAAGCGAAAGAAAUCUGUGUCAGACCCAACCAGUGCCGCUGUAGACAUGGAUAUUUUGGAGCCAACUGCGACACCAAGUGUCCUGAACGAUUUUGGGGACCAGACUGCAAGGAGAUGUGCCUGUGUCACCCAAAUGGCCGCUGUGCAGACGCGACGGGAAAAUGCACCUGCAACCCCAACCGCUGGGGACCCACCUGCAACAAAUUGUGCCUUUGCCACAACGGGAAAUGUGACCAGGACACGGGCAAGUGCAAGUGUGACCCCCACCGUUGGGGAACCACCUGCUCCAACAUCUGCUACUGCAGCACCAACUCCCAGUGCGACCCGAAGACGGGCAAGUGCAUCUGCCAGCCGGGUUGGUGGGGUCGGUCGUGCCACAGCCAGUGCCCCUGCAACAACUCGCCGUGCGACCAGAUGCAGGGGAGGUGCCAGUGCAAGGAGAAGUUCUGGGGACCAAGGUGCGAGCGGUGCCAGUGCAUCCACGGGAAGUGCAACCCCAUCAAUGGAUCCUGCGGCUGCUAUCCAGGCUACAGGGGCAAGUACUGCUCGGAACCCUGCCCCGCCGGAUCCUAUGGCCAUGGAUGCAGAAGGAGGUGCGGCCAGUGCAAGGAUCACCACCCGUGUACUAUCGCCGAUGGCCGCUGCCAGGCCUGCCAGCCAGGAUGGAACGGAACCAGAUGUGAUAAGAUAUGUUCGGCCGGUUUCUACGGGGACGGGUGCGGGCAGCAGUGCCCCCGUUGCAAGGAUGGGCACUCCUGUAACCACAUCAAUGGGAGGUGCCAGCAUUGUAACCCGGGCUGGAUCGGAGCACAGUGCGAGGUGAAGUGCCAGAAUGGUACCUACGGGGAGAACUGCAACUCAGUCUGCAUGGAUUGCUUCAAUGGGACCUGCCACUUUGUAACAGGAGAAUGCAUUUGCCACAAAGGUUUCCAUGGCCUCUCCUGCAACAUGACUUGUCCCUCGGGACUCUACGGAGCCAACUGUGUAUACCCAUGCCCCUGCAUCGAGGCCAACUGUGACCCAGUCUACGGCACCUGCAUUCUCGGUUCCAAUGGGCGAGUUGGAGUGAUCGCAGCCGGCUGUCUGAUACUGUUCCUGUUACUCCUGCUCCUGCUGUUCUCGUGCUGCUACUGUCUCUGUCACAAGAAGAAUCAAGGAAAUGAUUCGAACCAGGUCAUCACUGUCAGAGGCAAGCAGGCACGGCGGCGUCUACGUGGCACCAUCAGUCAGAUCAGCACCAAGCUGCCAAGAAUUCCCAUUAAACGGCAGAAAUUCCCCAAGGUUGUAGUGGCCCAUCACGACAUGGAAAACACCCUAAACUGUAGCUACAUUGAGCCGCCUUCCAUGAUGGAUCAGCCUUCCCCCUCUUGGUCUUCCCACGGCUCCUUCUCUUCAUUCGACACAGCAGACGAUGGCCCCGUGUACUGUGUACCUCACGAGGAGAGCAUGGUGGAGAUCGGCGUGCGUGAGAAGGUGACCGCCAUGGAGAGAGCGGCCGCCCCGAUCAGCGAGGAGGAUGCCGGAGAGUACACGUGUUUGAAGGGCGAUCCCGGCGACAUGCUGCUGCUGAAACUGUCCGACAGCGAAGCCUCCAGCAACGGCUCUGGAUCCACCAGCGGCGGGGCGGUUUACGCCAGGGUGGCACGGUUGUCCAAACAGUCCAAGGACAGCGACAUCAGCACCAACACCAGCAGCAGCCGGGACAACACCAACACGUGCGGCAAACAGCCGUCCCCCGAGCGGACCAAGCCUCCCCCUCCCGACCCUUCCACCAAGCCCAAGUUAUCCUGGAUCCACGGCAAGUUCAGCGCCGGCCAACCCAACCCGAGGUCUCCGACUCUGGAGAAGGCAGUCCCUCACGCCGAGGUCCACCACGGCCCUCCUGAAGGCAGGAGGAGGAACCUGAGCGAGUCCUCGGCCGUUGUCUGCGGCCGGCCAGAGGAUAAGAGGAGAGAGUCGGCGGAGGUCAAGCUGAGACGGAAGGACAGAGGGCAAGAGCGGCCCCGGGAACAGGAGCCCAGCAGCAGGGCUCAGAGGAGCAGGACCAGCCCAGAGCAGCUUCCCAAUCUCAACGGUGGCGUGCAGAGCCCGCCCAAGAGAGGUGGACCUCCUCCUCCUCCUCUCCCCGGCGACAAGAAGCCCUGCGAGGGGAGAGAGUCUCAGAGGAGCCCGCCAAGGGCCAAGGGACGGCCGGAGGUGGUUCACCCACACCUCUCCCCAGAGGCGGUCACCAUGUUGGCGGCUCAGCUCAAGGAGAAGACCCAGAGCCUGAACAAGACGGAGGGCAGCGCCAGGCAGAACGGGCUGAGCCCGGCUCACCAGCACCAGCACCAGCAGCGGGAGAAACCCACACCCCCGCAGAAAGCCAAGCGCUCCUUCGGUGCCAACAGCCCGCGGCCGGUCAUCCCCACCACCACCAACCUCCAGAAGAUGAUCAGCCCGUCUCCGGAGCGGCAGCAGGCAGCGGGUGGCAGUGCCAGCCUGUCUGCCCUGGAUCGCUGCAGCUUGCCCGAGCGGCACAGCGUCAACUGCUCCCCCCAAGCCAAGCAGGAGAAAGCGGGAGAGCAGCAGACGCCCAAACGGACGCCCAUUCAAAAACCUCCCAGGAAACGCGGCAAAGACUCCACGUUGGAGUCCCACGUAAAGUCUCCCGCCCCGUCCCCCCCAGAACUGGCCGUGAGGGAGACAUAACUGACCGACCGUGUCUCGCCAAAGUGUAAAAGCAGGGCUUACACCUCUCAGCGUUAACCCAAGGAGCUGCGCGGCUGUGGCAGGAAACAGCGGCGGUCCAAACGGGAGUGAAAGCUAAAUGACUUAACUUCUAAUAUAUGUACCUGAAUGUGUCUUCCCCUUAGUUUUCCCCACACCCUGAAGGUCGAACGUUAACCAAAGGUGCCAAAGUGAAUGAAAUGACACUGACCAAAGAAUCUUUCCCAUGACCUUAUUGGAGACUGUUGAUCAGCAAUGAUACAGUGAGAUGCUUUUUUCUUUAGAGCGAAUCUUCUUUCGUCUGGACGACUUUUUGUGACAUUAUAAUCGUCUGUCAAUUUUGCAUUAGUGAAGCUUUGUCCCCCAAAGGAGCAUGUCAACUCCUUGUGUUAUUUUAUUCUGUGUCGGCUUUUGUAUUUUACUCUUUUACAGCUCUCCAGUGACCAAAACAAAAUUAAUGGUUUAAGGGUCCAAGCCUGGGAGAUAAAAAAACCUGCUUCUCAUUAGGACCUAGAGUGCUGGAGUAACUGGGCAGGUCAGGCAGCAUCUCUGGAGGACGGGACAGGUGACCCUCCAGCACUUUGUGUUAUACUCAAGAUUCCCAGCAUCUGCAGUUCCCUGUGUCUACAAGGCUGCCUUUGUGCCUUGGCGACUUGCUUGGUGUGCCACCUUGCCUGUGCGACGUGGCAGGGAGAAGAGGAGAAGCCGAGGAGCCUGACUACAACCUAACCUUGGCAGGGCAGCCUCACUGUUGGCAGGAAGUGAUGCCUCAAACCAUUCUGGAAUGGGGAGAAAAUGAUCCUGGGAAACAGAGAGCCCUGGGAGCAGUGCUGGCUGUUACAGGAGGGAUCAGUUCACAUUAUACAGUGCAUUUCAUUGCAGAACACUGGAGUGCAGAGGAUGGAGUCAGCAGUGAGGUUCUCAGCAGCUGCCGGAUAAGCUUUCAGGAGCAACUUGCAAACAUAGCCUGUCAAAAUACCUUUUGAACUAAUGUACAAUUUUGCACACUGUGUGCGUGUGAAAUUCAGUAACACUCGCCACCGUUCAGUAAUGGCGAGGGAAGGGUUUGAACUGGCUACAGCGAACUGUGCUGCUGCCAGGACUCUCACUCUCCACUCUUGACACACUGUGUCCCAGUUUCUCUCUGCAUACAAUCAUUUCUCUGUGUAAGAUAUUUUUUUUAUUUCAAGUUUUAUUAAAAAUGCCAAGCAAAAAGAAUAAAAAUGUUUUCUUCCGCUAA